CGGUCCUCGGGCACGCUGAGAGGGGUCCGUCGGUCAUGACGUCACUGGUGAUUUGGAAGAUGUUAGCCGAAACUUAAUAAGCACUACGUUGUUUCAUGCUUAAAGCUUUUCAAUGUUAAUAAAUGCGCAGUUCGUUUAAUAAGACAGGAAAUGGGUCAAAGUGUUCAUACACCAAAUUAAAAGCGUCAGGUGUGACCAAAGCGCCCACCUGUGGUCCAGCCAUGCCUCAGAAAGCGCCAAAGAGCGCUCAGACGUCCCACUACAUCGAGCUGGGAGGGUAUCAGUACUGGCCCGUCCUGGUUCCUCGAGGAAUCCGUCUGUACACGUACGAACAGAUCCCCGUGUUCCUAAGGGAGAACCCGUACAUCACGGACGGAUACAGAGCGUACCUGCCCUCCAGACUCUGCAUCAAGAGCAUCUUCAUGCUGUCCAAUGAGACGGGGAAUAUCUGGAGCCAUCUGUUGGGCUUCCUGCUCUUCUUCUUCAUCGGGGUCUACAACAUGUCGUCGGUGCUGCCCGCCUUCGGCGCCUCCCGAGAGGACUACGUCAUCUACUCCAUCGCACUCUUCUGCUUCCAGCUGUGCAUGCUGUGCUCUGCGGGUUAUCACGUUUUCUGCUGCCACCGCUCGGAGAAGACCAGCCGCCGCUGGAUGGCUUUGGACUACGCCGGGGUCUCCAUCGGCAUCCUGGGCUGCUACGUCCCCGGAGUCUUCUACACCUUCUACUGCAACAACUACUGGCGGCAGGUGUACCUGGUGACCGUGUUGGCGAUGAUCCUGGCGGUGUUCUUCGCUCAGAUUCACCCUCACUACCUGAGCAAACAGUGGAAGCAGCUCCGCUCGCUCAUCUUCUGCUCCGUGGCCGGCUACGGCCUCGUGCCCACCGUGCACUGGAUCUGCCUCACCGGGGGCUUCUCCUCCGAGCUCGUCCAGGCGUUUGUUCCUCGAGUCCUCGUCAUGUACCUCAUCGCCAUGUUAGCUCUCGUUUUCUACGGUUCAAAGGUUCCUGAACGCUACUUCCCAGGUCAGCUGAACUACCUGGGCUCCAGUCACCAGGUGUGGCACCUGCUGCUGGUUCUCAUGUUUUAUUGGUGGCACCAGUCGUCCUGUUUCAUCAUGGCGUACAGACACAGCCAGCCCUGCCCGGACGCGCCCCAACACGCCUGAAAUGCGCUCUGCUCCUCGCGCUGUCUGACAGUCGGCGAUUGGCUGCAGAGUUUCCCAUCAUGCACUGGUGUAGCACUCCGUGAUCGCUCUGAGCGUUUCUCUCUCUCUCUCCGCUGCUCGAGGCUUCGGUCCACCUGAGGAUCUGACCUCUGACCUGCAGGCUGAGCGGGAACACUGUCGACUGUUCUUCAGACUCUGAACACUGAAAGUCUGCAGAGCGACAGACUUCAUAAUCAGCUGCAGGGUUUGAUCAGCUGACGCAUCAUGACGCUCUUCUUCUUAAAUCAGCUGAACGUAAAUGUGUCUGAAACACCAAACUGUUUUUAAUGUUUAUAAAUAUUUAAGUCCCUCCUCA
Messenger RNA from Labrus mixtus (cuckoo wrasse), 1521 nucleotides. RefSeq names its product progestin and adipoQ receptor family member IIIa (gene paqr3a). The coding region runs from base 123 to 1166 and encodes 347 amino acids. The transcript has 8 exons. NCBI's taxonomy places the organism in Eukaryota, Metazoa, Chordata, Actinopteri, Labriformes, Labridae. The record is from RefSeq and is a predicted model, not a curated record. Gene Ontology annotation, cellular component: membrane. Gene Ontology annotation, molecular function: signaling receptor activity.